AAUUUUGAUUUGGAGGAGGUCCAACUUCAAAAGGAGCAAGAAGGCGUUUGCAGCAACUGUGAAAGUGUUGAGUCCAAACACUGUCCGAAUUCUGAUGAAAUUCAGAAUUUAAGUUCACCGGAGAAGGGAGCGACAGUCAAGAAAAGCAUAGACUUCAACAGAUCAAGCUUUCUAGAAGAAUAUAAUUUCAGUCCUGCAGAAAAGGAAACACUAAUGAAAAUUGCUAUACCUGAAAUUCUUGAAAUCUGGCUGGAGGAGUCUGCCGAAGACUUUCGUCAAGUUCCAACUUACUCUUGUCUCCGGAAGGUACUUUCCUACUUGAACCAGACAGUGCCAGGGUCAGAUGCUGAAGAACGGGCCCAGAAACUCCUGAGUCGUUUUUUGGCGGAGGAAGCAGCGGAGAAAGAGAUGUUCAAAGGCUACCGUAGAAGAGUCAGAUUCUGUGUGGGAGAAGAACACGACCAAACCAUCGAACAAGUUGACGAAAAGCUCCUGUCCUACCCAUCACGCUUCAUUGCAGAGCAGCUGACUUUUAUGGAUGCUGAUCUUUUUCGGAAACUUGUGCCCAGCCAAUGUUUAGGGUCCAUCUGGUCUCAACGAGGGAAGGAAGAAAAACACCAUCUGGUAUCAACCGUCCAGGCCACCAUUACACAGUUCAAUAAUGUUACAAAAUGUGUCACCAGCACCAUAUUAAGACCUCAACAGCUGAAACCACGGCAGACGGCUAAAAUCAUUGAGAAAUGGAUUGAUGUUGCCCAGGAUAUAGUUCAGGGAAUUGUGCCGUACCUGGGAACUUUCUUAACAGAGUUUUCAGUGCUGGAUUCAGCUUUCCCUAAUUACCAUUCAGAAUAUGAAAUAAUUUUGGGUAUCAAAUCCCUGCAGUUUGCUUGCUCAUCAUACACCCUUCGUUCAAACGAGAAUUUUCUAGACUUGUUCUUUAUGCAACAAUACUUAAGUGAGGAUAGCGAGUACGUAACUGGUAUUGUAGGAGUGUGCAGGUAAAACAGUUAAGGGUUGUGUGUGAAAUCUUCUCUAGUUAUAAUUGCUGUUUAAUGCUAGUGAGCUGCCAGUUUACUUACUGUCUUCCUUUUCCUUGGUUUCAAAGUUUUGACAAUGAAUUCUGACCUAUGAGGAUAAAGCCAGUUGCUCAAUGAAUCAAUUCUGUCGU
Stegostoma tigrinum is the source of this 1168-nucleotide messenger RNA. Its product is annotated as ral guanine nucleotide dissociation stimulator-like 1. Gene Ontology annotation, biological process: Ras protein signal transduction; positive regulation of GTPase activity. The transcript has 8 exons. The record is from RefSeq and is a predicted model, not a curated record. Bases 214 to 1002 code for a protein of 262 amino acids. Lineage: Eukaryota; Metazoa; Chordata; Chondrichthyes; Orectolobiformes; Stegostomatidae. Gene Ontology annotation, molecular function: guanyl-nucleotide exchange factor activity. Gene Ontology annotation, cellular component: plasma membrane.